Molecule: messenger RNA, 2377 nt
Organism: Helianthus annuus (common sunflower)
Lineage: Eukaryota; Viridiplantae; Streptophyta; Magnoliopsida; Asterales; Asteraceae
Product: probably inactive leucine-rich repeat receptor-like protein kinase At5g48380
Exons: 3
Coding region: 321-2192 (623 amino acids)
Biological process (GO): protein phosphorylation
Molecular function (GO): ATP binding; protein kinase activity; protein binding
Source: RefSeq, a predicted model, not a curated record
UUUCCGGGUCCAAAUUACUCACUUUUCAUCCCCAAAAGUCCUCACUUCACAUUCACACGCCAAUCACUUUCCUUGAGAGAAAUAGUAACAAACAACAACUGCAAGUCAAGCGUACCCAUUCAUUAUUAGUCGUCGCUUGAAACUUCAUACCAACAUGGCCUUUUUUCCUUCUUUGACCCGAUUGCCAACAAUUUUCUCUUCCACCCAUUAAAAACACUCACCCUUUUCUCAUCCAUACAUGUUGAAGAUCUCGAAUCUCUCACUGUUUCUUUGUUGAAACCCAAGGUUUCUUAUACCGAAAGCCGCAAUCUUUUUGCACAAUGGCCCGUGUUCAAACGAUGACAACGCUCAAUACGCGAAUGAUAAUUUCUAUUUGUGUUUGGAUACUUAUAUCUAGUAGCUACAGCGAUGCCGUUCAAAGCGACAUUGAUUGUUUAAAAUCCAUUAAACAAUCACUUCAAGAUCCUGAAAAUCUGCUUUCUUCAUGGGAUUUUAACAACAAUACCGAAGGUUUCAUAUGUAGAUUUACGGGUAUCGAAUGUUGGCAUCCAGACGAAAGUAAAGUUUUAAAUAUCCGCCUUUCUGACAUGGGGUUAAAGGGUCGGUUUCCUGUCGGGCUAAAAAACUGUACUUCGUUAACGGGCUUGGAUCUUUCAAGCAAUAAACUUGACGGGCCUCUCCCGAGCAAUAUGACAGAUUACGUCCGGUUUGUAACGUCUCUUGAUCUUUCGUCAAACAACUUAUCUGGAGAGAUCCCCGCGAGUAUUUCAAACUGUUCGUUUCUUAACAUUCUUCGGCUUAACAACAAUCAGUUUACGGGUCAGAUUCCGUAUGAUUUGAGCAAGCUUGAUCGGAUUAAGGAGUUUGAUGUUGCUUAUAAUCGUUUGACUGGUCAAGUUCCGUAUUUUUCUGGAAAUGGCACUGCUACUAUUGGAGCUGAUAGCUAUACGGGAAAUCCCGGAUUAUGUGGUGGGCCUUUGCCUGCUUGUGAAGGAGCUACGAAGAAAACACAUAUGGGAGUGAUUAUCGGGGCGGCGAUUGGCGGUGCUACUCUAGCUGCAUUGGUUGUAGGUGUCGGGAUGAUGUUCUUUAUGCGGAAAGUUGUUAGAAAGAAGAAAGAAGAAGAUCCCGAUCAGAAUAAAUGGGCCCGGAGCAUCAAAGGAACUAAAAAGAUCAAGCUCUCAAUGUUUGAUAACCCGGUUUCGAAGAUGCGAUUAAGCGAUCUAAUGAAAGCAACCAACAGUUUUAGCAAAGAAAACAUCAUCGGAUCAGGAAGAACCGGUUCUCUAUACAAGGCAACACUCGAAGACGGAACAUCACUCAUGAUAAAAAGAUUACACGACACCCAACACUCCGAAAAAGAAUUCGCGUCGGAAAUGGCAACGCUCGGGAACGUGAAACACCGUAACCUCGUACCACUUUUAGGGUUCUGUGUCACAAAACAAGAACGGUUUCUGGUAUACAAGUACAUGCCGAACGGUACGCUACAUGAUAACUUACACCCCGUUGGUGAUAACGCGUCACCUAUGGAAUGGUGGGUCCGGUUAAAAGUCGCUGUCGGUGCAGCCAAAGGGUUCGCGUGGCUCCAUCAUAACUGCAACCCGCGAAUCCUACAUAGAAACAUAAGCUCAAAAUGCAUCUUAUUGGAUCAAGAAUUUGAGCCCAAAAUCUCCGAUUUUGGGCUUGCGAGGCUUAUGAACCCGGUCGACACGCAUUUAAGCACUUUCGUAAACGGUGAGUUCGGUGAUAUCGGUUACGUGGCACCCGAAUACGCACGAACACUCGUAGCCACCCCGAAAGGUGACGUUUAUAGCUUUGGGGUGGUGCUUUUGGAGAUAGUAACCGGUGAAAAACCGACGCAUGUGUCUAAAGCUCCCGAAACCUUCAAGGGUAAUUUAGUCGAAUGGAUUUCCGAUUUAUCGGCAGAAUCAAAGCUUCAUGAUUCGAUAGACGAGUCACUAGUCGCGAAAGGAUACGAUAGUGAAGUUUUUCAGGUUCUUAAGAUCGCGUGUAGCUGCGUGCUGCCGGCUCAUAAAGAACGGCCCACGAUGUUCGAAGUGUACCAAUUUUUACGCGCUAUUGGUGAAAAGUACAAUUUUACAACCGAUGACGAGAUUUUAAUGCCGACUGAUACUGGUGAUGCGGGUGACAUAGAACUCAUCGUGGCUCGGGAGGUGAAGGGGAAGAAAUGAUUGAUAAGGUGACGCGUAAGCGGUUUUAAGUAAGGUGUAUGUAUUAUAUGAUGUUUUAUGAUUGAAUAAAUGUGAUAGCAUAUAUAUAUAUUUUGGUUCAAGUGUUAUAGGUCUUUUUGAAUUUGGUGUAUGUAACUGAAUUUUCUAGAGGAAUAUGAUUGUGUAUUAUUUGAAGUAAGGGUAAA